AUGUCGCACAUCUCGAGGGGAACGAGGCAACCGGACCGGGAGGAUCUCAACACGGUGAUGGCCUACUGCGGGAUCAGCAUGGGAGCCGACGAGCUCGAGGAAAUCUUUCGCAGACACGAGGACGGAGGUCACGUGCUGUGCGAGGACCUCAGCCGCAGCCUCCGCCCUCCUCUGACCCACCGCCAACAUGAAGCGGUUGUCAGUCUCUUCGAGUCCCUUGAGGACCCGACGUUCCGCACGGGAGCGAUCGAGCUGGAGGAGCUGCUGGGCAGAUACCGGGCUGCUCGACACCCUAAGGUGGUGAGCGGAGAAAUGGAGGAGGAGGAGGAGCAGGAGCAGGAGCAGCAGCAAGAGCAGGAGCAGGAGCAGGAGAAGCAGGAGGAGCAGGAGGAUGUGGAGGAGCAGGAGGAGGUCCAUGACAGUAUCCCAGGGAUCUUGAAGAUGCGAUGGAGGAGGUUAGAGGAGCUGUCAUGGUCAAGGACCUUCUCCUCUAUUACGCUGAUGUGGUGGCUGGAUACCAACUUAACGACGAGGAGCUCGUGGAACUUCUUCGAGCCACGUGGGGAUUCAACGUUUAACGAUAGAAACUAA
Guillardia theta CCMP2712 is the source of this 591-nucleotide messenger RNA. RefSeq lists its product as hypothetical. The record is from RefSeq and is a predicted model, not a curated record. Bases 1 to 591 code for a protein of 196 amino acids. The transcript has 3 exons. NCBI's taxonomy places the organism in Eukaryota, Cryptophyceae, Pyrenomonadales, Geminigeraceae.